This is a messenger RNA of Quercus robur (English oak), 2845 nucleotides long. RefSeq lists its product as uncharacterized. Lineage: Eukaryota; Viridiplantae; Streptophyta; Magnoliopsida; Fagales; Fagaceae. The record is from RefSeq and is a predicted model, not a curated record. Gene Ontology annotation, molecular function: GTPase activity; translation initiation factor activity; GTP binding. Gene Ontology annotation, biological process: translational initiation. The transcript is spliced from 9 exons. Bases 321 to 2513 code for a protein of 730 amino acids.
ACGGUAUCGCUAUCAGUAUCACCCUCACAGAGUCCAUUGUUCUAUUUUCCCUUCUUCUUCUUCAUUGAAGCCUUUCACGGUUCACACAUAACAAAAACAGCGUACCCUUCGGCCACCCACCACCACUGGAGACCAAGUUCCGGAGAGCUCACUGGAACUAGCUCCUCUAGUCUCAGCACCCAUAUAGAGAAAAAUUAAGGAAUACCCUUUUGAAGGUCUUGAAACUUGAAAGGCCUGGACUUGGGGUUAAGAAAGUUGAGGCUAAAACCCCACAAGGUGUUUGUGUUUGUGUCUCUGUGUGAAGUUUGACAUACUUAUGAAUGGCUUGGAGAGAGCUUACCAAAAAGGGUGUACGCACUAGUCUUCCAAGAGCUUUGACUCCUGUGCCACCAAGGCCUGUGGUUGGGUCAAACUUUUCAUCUGCCCUUGAGGAUGUAAUAAAAACAUCAAUCCCUGCUUCAUUAAGAUGCAUAUCAGAGUUCUCUUCCAGAUCAGCAUUAUGGGGCUCAGCUUGUCACAAGGCUCCAGCAGUAUUGCCCCUUAUGAGGUAUUUUCAUUCCACUCCGGAGCUGUGGGCUAGAAGGAAUAAUAAUGACCCAGUUUCUGAAACAAAUUCCAAGAAAAAGCCUUCCAGUAGAGGGAAGUUUGCGAAAAGAGUCAGGACUGAGCCACCUGUUGAAGCCCCUUAUGUGCCUCCUAGACCAAAAAGAACCACCAAAUCCUUGCCAGAUAAAACAAUUGACAUCUUUGAAGGCAUGACAAUUGUGGAGCUUGCCAAGCGUACUGGUGAAUCAAUACGUACACUGCAGGAAAUUCUAGUCAACGUUGGGGAAAAGGUUGAAUCUGAGUUUGAUCCUCUCAGCAUUGACAUUGUGGAACUGGUUACAAUGGAAGUCGGAAUCAAUGUAAGGAGGCAACACUCCACUGAAGGUACUGAAAUUUUACCGAGGCCUGCAGUUGUAACAGUAAUGGGUCAUGUUGAUCAUGGUAAAACUUCUCUCUUGGAUUCUCUACGUCAAACAUCAGUGGCAGCAAAGGAAGCUGGUGGCAUAACUCAGCAUCUUGGUGCUUUUGUUGUGAGUAUGCAGUCAGGAGCGUCAAUCACUUUUUUAGACACCCCUGGUCAUGCUGCAUUCAGUGCAAUGCGAGCAAGAGGUGCAGCAGUUACAGAUAUAGUGGUGCUAGUUGUAGCUGCUGAUGAUGGAGUGAUGCCCCAAACUCUUGAAGCCAUGUCUCAUGCAAAAGCAGCUAAUGUGCCAGUUGUUGUUGCAAUUAAUAAAUGUGAUAAACCAGCUGCUGACCCAGAGAGAGUAAAGCAACAGCUUGCUUCAGAGGGCUUGCUACUGGAGGAGAUAGGUGGUGACGUUCAGGUGGUUGAAGUUUCAGCGACAAAGAAGACUGGGUUGGAUAACUUGGAAGAGUGUUUGCUUCUCCAGGCUGAAAUGAUGGAUCUGAAAGCACGUAUUGAUGGGCCUGCUCAAGCAUAUGUGGUGGAGGCAAGACUUGACAGGGGACGGGGUCCAUUGGCUACUGCAAUAGUUAAGGCGGGGACUUUGGUCUGUGGGCAGCAUGUGGUUGUUGGCUCACAGUGGGGCAGAAUAAGGGCUAUUAGGGAUACGGUGGGGAAGUUGACUGAGAAGGCAACACCUGCAAUGCCUGUUGAAAUUGAAGGGCUGAAGGGGCUCCCAAUGGCUGGUGAUGAUAUUAUUGUUGUGGACUCUGAUGAGCGAGCUAGAAUGCUUAGUGAGGGAAGGAAAAGGAAAUUUGAGAAAGAUAGGCUUAGCAAGGUCAAUGAUGGGGCAACAGAAAAUUUGGAAACAUCAGAAGAGGAGUUUAAGAGGGUUGAAAUGCCAAUAAUAGUAAAAUCAGACGUUCAGGGAACCGUCCAAGCUGUCACAGAUGCAUUAAAGACUUUAAAUAGUCCUCAGGUUUUUGUGAAUGUUGUCCAUGUUGGUGUUGGACCUAUUUCUCAAUCUGAUGUGGAUCUAGCAAAAGCCUGUGGUGCUUGUAUAGUUGGGUUCAAUAUUAAGAGUCCACCUAGUUCUAUCAAUCUGGAAGCGACUCAAGCCGGUACAAAGAUAGUGCUUCACCGUGUGAUCUAUCACCUAUUGGAAGAAAUGGGCAAUUUGAUAGUAGACAAGGCCCCUGGGACUAGUGAGACUCAGGUAGCUGGGGAGGCUGAGGUACUAAAUAUAUUUGAGCUCAAAGGAAGGAGCAAAGCAAAGGGAGAUGAUGUAAAAAUUGCUGGCUGUCGAGUCAUUGAUGGUUUUGUCUCAAAAUCAUCAACCUUGAGGCUCAUGAGGAGUGGGGAAGUUGUGUUCGAGGGAUCCUGUGCAUCUCUUAAGCGGGAGAAGCAGGAUGUGGAUACAGUGAGGAAAGGAAACGAGUGUGGACUUGUGAUUAGUGAUUGGGAUGAUUUACAGAUUGGAGAUGUCAUCCAGUGCUUGGAGCAAGUUGUAAGGAAGCCCAAAUUCAUUUCAUCUGAGAGUGGUGCUGUUCGAAUUGAGUGCUGAUGGUACUUUCACUAGAUGCUCUGUUUUUUUGACUCAAUCGUUUUCCCUUGCGUCUCUGCUUGAGGACAAACAAAUUCUUGUAACAUCAGGAUCAAUACCUAGACUUGCUGCAGGGCGCUCUCAGUCAUUUUUACAAACUGGUGCUCCUGCCCAAAUACCCCAUGCUUCAGAGUGGCUAAGGUUUAUUUAUGUAGGACAAUUUUGAAAGGUUAUGGCAAAAUAUUCGGUUUUUGAUAUAAAUUUUGUUGUACAAUAGCAAACCCACAAGAUUAUUAGAUCAAAACAUCAGCAAAGAGCAAUUUGUUUAUUUAAUUUACACUUUUAAUUGCCUA